ACGGAGUUGAGACAAGAGCUGAGGGAUGAGAUUAGAGAGAAAUUGAGGGAGGAGAUGUGAACAGAGCUUUGGACACAUAUACGAGAAAUGAAAGCUGAAAUGUUGGCUAUUGUGUCCCACGAAAGGAGUACAAAUCACAACAAACAGCUACCGGAUGCAUUGAGUGGCCACUGUGAACCUACGGAUUAUGACGUCGAUGAGAACCCACAUACACCACCACCAAAUGAUGAGGAUGUAAUUAAAGUUUCUUUGGAGAGUUCUGUAAUACCAAGAGUCCAAUUGGCGGAGGGACUUCUUAUUAGUGUCGAUCUGUUGUGUGAAAUUGAUGGAGUUCCAAUUGGCCCUGAAUAUUGCAAAGUUUUUGUUUUAAAAACGACCAAGCCGAACGUUGUUUUGGAAACAACAUCCCGAUGUCUAAGAACAGUUGGAGAAACUAUGGGAAGAUACAUUGUGUGGCGCUCGAUUCAUGUAUAUGUUACAAUCUUAUUUAUUUAUUUAUUGAAAUAAAUAUAAAAUGUUUUACAUUUUCUGUAAGCUUGAAAUUAAUUAUAUUGUAAAUGAUUUUUUUUUUUUUUUUUUUUUGCAAGUGCAACCCUUUUGAGCAUGUGAUGAUAUCUUCGCAUAUCGAUAUUAGAGUUUAGAAUCUUAUUUAUUUAUUUAUUUAUUGAAAAAAAUAUCAAAUGUUUUACAUUUUCUGUAAACUUGAAAAUAAUUACGUUGUAAAUGAUGAUUUUUUUUUCUUUUUUGUUUCUUUUUGCAGAUGCAAACCUUUUUGAGUACGUGAUAUCUUCACAUAUCGAUAUGGGAGCUUACUAUUGAUAUCAAAACAAACUACACUAUAUUUGUUUUUAUUUUUUUUAUUUCUGUUGUCGAUACUAAAAAUUUGAGUUCUUGAAUAUCAAAAAUUAUUAGUAUUGUUAGAGGUUAUUUUAUAUAUUUUUGUAAAGAAUAUUUGGUUGACAAUUGUUACAAGGUACAUAUAUUAUUCUUGGUAUAUGAUUUUUUGAAUGUGAA
Messenger RNA from Camellia sinensis, 1014 nucleotides. The record is from RefSeq and is a predicted model, not a curated record. Lineage: Eukaryota; Viridiplantae; Streptophyta; Magnoliopsida; Ericales; Theaceae.